Molecule: messenger RNA, 1755 nt
Organism: Thecamonas trahens ATCC 50062
Lineage: Eukaryota; Apusomonadida; Apusomonadidae
Exons: 2
Coding region: 52-1725 (557 amino acids)
Cellular component (GO): membrane
Source: RefSeq, a predicted model, not a curated record
ACUUGUCGCCGAAUAGGAACAGGUGUAGACGGCUUGUUUGUACCUUGCAAGAUGCAUGUGUCAUAUGUGUUCAUGGCCUUGGUCUGCUACGGCGCCAUUCUCGGCCUCGUCACCAUGCAGUCGGCAGCCACGCCGUCGUCGGUCGGCCACUCCUCGCCGGUCUCCCUCGCGUCAACCGAUGGGACUACCCGGGCUGAUCUGAGAUCAGAGCUGGCGAUGGCAAGAGAGGAGGGUGCGCUGGCAAAGCGUCCCAUCCGGACUCUCCUGAGGAGAACCGCAACAGGUACCAAGAUCUCCAAUAGGUUCUGUGCGCUGAACGAGCAGAAUGAGUGCGAUUGGGAGAACUACGCAUCGUUCCUGCUGGCGGUGGUGGUGCCGAUGAUUGUGCUGGCGUGUCUGAUGUGCGUGUGUGGCCCGCUGCUGGCUUGCUUCCGCAUGUGCGGGUGCAUGGGCGGGCGGCAUCCGCGGCCGGGCCUCUGCUGUGGCAAGGGCAAUGUGGACAAGCUGUAUUCCAAGUCGACCAUUCAUGCGGUCAAGGGGCUCGCCCUGGUUGCCGUUGUGGUCUGCUUCAUCUGUCUCGUGUGCGCGUACGUGGGCAACGCUCGGACGAGCGAGGGCGUCAACGGCGUGGUCGACGCACUCAUCAAGGCCGGCGACUCGCUGGUGGCGCAAGUGCGGGCGAUUGGGACGUCGCUUGAGGCGCUUCCAUACACGCGCGACGUGGCAGCGUCGAUUAGCGAGGCAGCUAACUCGGCCAACUCGUUUGUCAACGACGUGCGGUCGGCCAAGAAGGACAUCAACGCGUACGAGGUCAUCCGGGCGGUGGCGGCCAACAUCUCGCUCCUUGUCCCGUUCCUCAUGCUCCUCACCUCGGUCUCACUCGGUAUCCUCAACAAGCGCGGCUGCUGCAUCCACAUUGUAUUUGGCACGCUCAUCACGCUCUCGCUUUCCUUUGUCUGGCUCUCAACCGGCAUCCAUUCACUGCUGGCCAUUGUAUUUGAUGACGCUUGCGACGAGUUUGCCACCUUUAUCGAUGGCUCGAACCCUGACAACAUCCUCGACACGCUCGUUGGCUGCUCGUCAAGCUCGGGCAUCGCGUCGGGCUUCCAGGGCCUCGCCGACGACGCACGCUCUGGGCUCGACCAGUCGGUCUCGGCGUCGUGCUCGCGGCUCGAGCCGGCGUGCGCCGUCACGGCCUCGCCGCGGCUCAACGGGUGUCCCAGCGUGUGCAACGCGACGACGCUGCCGAGCUACCGCCAGGCCACCUGGACUCCGUCGCCCAACACAGGCGGACAGCCGCUUACACUUGACGCCUGCCGCACAGAGUGCACCCAGGGAUCAGACGAGCAGUCAACCUCGGUUGCAGCUUUCACCGAGAUUGGCGACGUGAUCGAGUACAACCGCAUCCUCUCCGAGGAGAUCAUUCCGCUGCUCAACUGCGACUUUCUCACCACCCUCGUUCGCGACCUCUUUGCCUCGUUCUGCACCAAGCUCACGUCGGGCCUCAAGAUGGUCGCCCAAUCACAGAUCGCCAUGGCCACUUUUCUCAUGAUCGGCAUCUUCCUCCUCUGGCUCGGCCAGAAGCGCUUCCUUCCUGUCUCGGAAUCGGCCGAAGAGGCCGGCCCGCCCAAGAAGGUCGACGAGUACGGCGCCGCCCCCCCACCAGCGUACCACGAUGACGACAUGGGUGUGUAUCCUGGCGACAAGGAGCUGGACCAGUAUUGAUUACAUCAUAACAUUCACUGCACAAACAAA